AUGGCGGACAAGGAGACCCGACGCAAUGUGAUGCUGGAAAAGUCGCUCAAAACCCUCAAACACGAAGCGGAGACGUUGAACGCGGAGUGGAAACGCAAGGCGGAGGCGGUUAAGGUCGGCGACGCCAUGUUGAAGCAGAAAGAAGCGACGCUGCGGGAAGCCAAGACCCGCAUGGAAAAGUACCUCAAGCAAUACGACGUUCUGUUUCGAACGACCCAUCAGUUCACGGAAGCUAUGGAGACCCAAUGGCAAAAAAAUGUCGAGUUGCAGAAAGAAAACACCCAAACGGAAGCUGAGAUUCGGGCGAAGGAAGAGAUCGUGGCCAAGAUCGAGAAGGACUGCGCCAAGAUCGAGCAACUCGUGGGUCUCACCAAGGAAAAGAUCGGCCAAGUCGACCAAGCCAAAGACAAGAUCGAUGCCACGAAGGACGAGUUCAAGGUCGCGUUAAACGAACUGGUCAACGUCACGAUCGAAGUCGAGCGAAAGCAUGGCGAAGCGAUGAUGAAGACCCUCGACGAUUUGUUGCGUCAGCGUGAGCUGGUGAACAAGAUGCUCGUGCGCGCGGCCGACACCGCCCAGGGGACCCACGACUUGACCAAAAUCCAAGAAAACACGACAAAGAACCUGGAGAACGAAAUCAAUGGAUACCACCAAAGCGUCAAACAGCAGCGGUACAGAGUUGGUGCAGCGUGA
Molecule: messenger RNA, 693 nt
Organism: Aphanomyces invadans
Lineage: Eukaryota; Oomycota; Saprolegniomycetes; Saprolegniales; Verrucalvaceae
Exons: 5
Coding region: 1-693 (230 amino acids)
Source: RefSeq, a predicted model, not a curated record